This is a messenger RNA of Papilio xuthus (Asian swallowtail), 936 nucleotides long. Its product is annotated as histone-lysine N-methyltransferase SETMAR-like. Bases 1 to 936 code for a protein of 311 amino acids. The record is from RefSeq and is a predicted model, not a curated record. NCBI's taxonomy places the organism in Eukaryota, Metazoa, Arthropoda, Insecta, Lepidoptera, Papilionidae. Gene Ontology annotation, molecular function: nucleic acid binding. The transcript has a single exon.
AUGUUUACGAAGGAAAUUUUUUUGGACAUUCAGCAGACAGGGGGGGGUGAUGCUGUACCCUAUUCUACGGUUGCGUACUGGAUGGCUGAAUUUAAAAGAGGUAGAUCAAGCUGUAAAGAUGACCCGCGUUCUGGGCGGCCUUCAACCUCCGUUACAGAAGAAAAUGUCAAAAAGGUUGAGAAUCUGAUUUUGGAAGACAGAAGAAUGACUAUAAAACAUAUAGUUGAGAUCCUAAAGAUAUCUUUUGGUAGCGUUCAAUCCAUUUUAAUUGAUUCACUGGGGUUCAAAAAAGUGUCUGCAAGAUGGGUGCCACGAAUGUUAACCGACGAAAACAAAAAGCGACGUUUGGAAAUUUCCAAGCGUAAUCUCGAAAUGUUCCAGCAUGAAUCGGAUAAUUUUUGCCGUCGUUUUGUCACCAUGGAUGAAACGUGUGUCCACCAUUUUGAUCCUGAAACUAAAAGACAAAGCAUGUCUUGGAAACGGCCAUCCUCUCCAUCCAUCAAGAAAUUUCGAGUUGCUCCUACCGCUGGCAAAGUUAUGGCCUCUGUGUUCUGGGAUAGUGAAGGAAUCCUUUUUAUUGAUUACAUGCCAAAAGGCCAGACGAUUACUGGACCCUAUUAUGCAAAUUUAAUCCCGAAAGUGCGUGAAGCGAUUAAAGAAAAACGUCGUGGAAAACUGUCGUUGGGCGUGUUGUUCCUUCAAGAUAACGCUCCUGCUCAUCGAUCGGAAGUUGAGCUCAACGCAAUCCGCUGUGCUGGCUUCAAUCUCCUUGACCACCCACCAUAUUCUCCGGACUUAGCCCCAAGUGAUUUUCACUUAUUUCCAAAAUUAAAAGAGGAAAUUCGUGGAACAAAAUUUCACGAUAAUGACGCGGUUAUAGCUGCCGUAGAGUACUUUUUCGAGAGUCAAGAAAAUUUUUUUUUUCACAAGGAAUAA